Nestor notabilis (Kea) is the source of this 1784-nucleotide messenger RNA. Its product is annotated as aldehyde oxidase 1-like. The annotation marks the transcript as partial. Gene Ontology annotation, molecular function: oxidoreductase activity; FAD binding; iron ion binding. Lineage: Eukaryota; Metazoa; Chordata; Aves; Psittaciformes; Psittacidae. The record is from RefSeq and is a predicted model, not a curated record. The transcript has 16 exons.
AUGUCUCUGCAAGGAGUGGGUGCCGAUGACCUGAUUUUCUAUGUGAAUGGGAGGAAGGUAAUAGAGAAAAAUGCUGAUCCUGAACAAAUGCUGUUAUCUUACCUGCGAAGGAGACUCCAUCUUACAGGAACUAAGUAUGGCUGUGGAGGAGGUGGCUGUGGUGCCUGCACGGUGAUGAUAUCAACUUACGAGCCAGCUUCAAAGAAGAUACAACAUUACUCAGCAAACGCAUGUUUGCUUCCCAUUUGCUGCUUGUAUGGUGCAGCAGUGACCACAGUGGAAGGUGUUGGAAGUACAAAAACCAGGGUUCACCCAGUUCAGGAAAGGCUUGCCAAGUGCCAUGGCUCCCAGUGUGGUUUCUGCUCCCCUGGAAUGGUGAUGUCCAUAUACACUUUGCUAAGAAACCACCCAGAACCAACUCCAGAACAGAUGAUUGCAUCUCUGGCUGGAAACUUGUGUCGCUGUACUGGAUAUAGGCCAAUCCUAGAUGCCUGUAAAACCUUCUGUAAGGAAUCCGUUUGUUGUCAAAGGGAAGCAAAUGGAAAGUGUUGCUCUGAUCAGGAAGAUGAUUUGUUUGACAAGGAAGAGGAGGUUUCCACCAGGCUGUUUUCAACAGAUGAAUUCCAGCCUUUAGAUCCCACCCAGGAGCUUAUAUUUCCUCCCGAACUAAUGAGAAUGGCUGAAAAUCAACCAAAAAGAACUCUCUUUUUUCAUGGCGAGCGUAUGACAUGGAUUUCUCCUGUAAACUUAGAUGAAUUACUGGAUUUGAAAGUUGCCCACCCCAAAGCACCUGUUGUGGUUGGGAACACUGGUGUGGGACCCGAGAUGAAAUUCAGAGGUGUGUUCCAUCCAGUUGUUAUUGCUCCUGCAAGGAUCCCGGAUCUGAAUGUGGUGAAAUGCACAGAAGACGGUUUAACUCUGGGAGCUGCCUGCAGCCUCUCUGUAGUGAAAGAUGUUUUGACAAAUGCGAUCUCAGAGUUCCCUGAAGAGAAGACAAAGGUUUUUUGUGCUGUCUUUCAACAGCUAAGGACUCUGGGCGGAGAACAGAUAAGAAACGUUGCUUCAUUAGGUGGAAACAUCGUAAGUAGAAAAUCAAGCUCAGACUUGAAUCCGGUUCUGGCAGCCAGCAAUUGUAUGCUCAAUCUGGCUUCAAGAGGAAAAAAGCGACAGAUUCUUUUGAGUGAUAUUUUUGGAGAAGGAUUUGGCAAUAAUACCAUUACACCAGAAGAGAUCUUAGUCUCUGUCCAUAUUCCUUGUUCUAGGAGGGGGGAGUAUGUCUGUGCAUUUCGACAAGCACCAAGACGGGAAAAUGCUCUCGCAAUAACCAAUGCUGGGAUGAGAGUCCUUUUUGAAGAAGGUACAGAUGUAAUAAAGGAUUUAAGCAUUUUCUAUGGAGGUGUUGCUUCAACCACGGUCUCUGCGAAACAAACCUGUUCGGCCCUUACUGGAAGACACUGGAAUGAACAAAUGUUGGAUGAAGCUUGCAGACUAAUUCUUAAAGAAAUUGCUGUUCCAGGCUCAGCCAGUGGUGAAAAAGUAGACUAUAAGAAAACUCUGAUAGUCAGUUUCUUCUACAGAUUUUUCCUGGAAGUACUGCAGUCAUUAAAGACAAUGGAUCCUUACCACUCUCCUGGCAUACCCAUGGAAUAUAGGAGCGUCCUACAAGAUUUCAAAACCAAAAUGCCCCAGAGUAUCCAAGUGUACCAGGCAAGUGAUUAUUCUAUGAUUGUUAAGUGCUUGCUAAAAAGUCAUGGUUCAAGCAUGACCCUUGCUGUGAAGCUCAG